Messenger RNA from Capsaspora owczarzaki ATCC 30864, 2118 nucleotides. RefSeq names its product fimbrin. Gene Ontology annotation, cellular component: actin filament; actin filament bundle; cytoplasm. The record is from RefSeq and is a predicted model, not a curated record. The transcript is spliced from 3 exons. Gene Ontology annotation, molecular function: calcium ion binding; actin filament binding. Lineage: Eukaryota; Filasterea; Ministeriida; Capsasporidae. The coding region runs from base 29 to 1912 and encodes 627 amino acids. Gene Ontology annotation, biological process: actin filament bundle assembly; actin filament network formation.
ACAACCAAAAAACCAAACAACACCAAUCAUGUCGGAUUUCCAAGCAGCUGCGUCCAAGUUCCCCGAAUUCUCGGCGGACGACGUGGAAAAGUUUGUCCAGACGUUCAAGUCGAUGGACGCCGACGGCUCUGGCUCGAUUGACGCGGCCGAGCUCGGCGCCGUCCUCCGGUCGCUCGGCGAGAAGGCCACCCCCGAGGAGGUCCGCGCCCAGAUCCAGGAGGUCGACACCAACCGCUCGGGCACCAUCGAGUUCAACGAGUUCCUCGGCAUCAUCUCGCGUCUCCGCGCUGGCAAGGCGUCCUCCGAUGCUGGCUUUGGCAAGACCUUCACCAAGCAGUCCAAGGUCGUCACCGUGGGUGGCAGCUCGGACAGCAUUGCUCACAGCUUCUCCGAAGACGAGAAGGAGUCCUUCGUCGACCACAUCAACAUGGAGCUCGGCACUGAUGCUGACAUUGGCAAGCGCUUCCCCCUCGACUCGCAUGACAUGAGCAUUUUCGAGGCAGUCAAGGACGGUCUCCUGCUCUGCAAGCUCAUCAACUACUCCGUCCCCGACACGAUCGACGAGCGAGUGCUGAACAUCAAGGCCAAGCUCAACCAGUUUGAGAUUGUCGAAAACCAGAACGUCUGCAUCAACUCGGCCAAGGCUAUUGGCUGCAACGUUGUCAACGUGGGCGCCCAGGAUUUGAUGGAGGGCCGCGUGCACCUGGUGCUCGGUCUGAUCUGGCAAAUCAUCAAGAUUGGUCUGCUGUCGCGCAUCAACCUCUCCAACCACCCCGAGCUCUACCGCCUGCUCGAGGAGGGCGAAACCCUCGACGACCUGCUCAAGCUGCCCGUCGAGCAGAUUCUCAUCCGAUGGGUCAACUACCACCUCAAGAACGCUGGCUCCAAGAAGCGCAUUGCCAACUUUGGCUCGGACAUUAAGGACUCGGAAGCCUACACCAUCCUCCUGAGCCAGCUCGACCCCAACCGCUGCACCACCGCUCCCCUCAACGAGUCGGACUUGCACAAGCGCGCCGAGCUCGUGCUCCAGAACGCCGACAAGCUCGACCCCCCUUGCCGCAAGUUUGUCACCCCAAAGGCCAUUGUCGCCGGCAACCCCAAGCUCAACCUUGCCUUUGUUGCCAACCUGUUCAACUUCCACCCCGGUCUUGCCCCGCUCAGCGAGGAGGAGAAGGCGGCCAUCGACGAGGCCCUCUUUGGCGGCGAGGGCGACCGCGAGGCUCGCGCCUUUGCCCUCUGGCUCAACUCGCUCGGCAUUGAGCCCUUCGUCAACAACCUGUACGAGGACCUCAAGGACGGCCUUGUCCUGCUUCGCGCCUUUGACAAGAUCUCGCCGGGCUCGGUCCAGUGGAGCAAGGUCAACCAAAACCAGCCAAUCACCUCCAAGUUCAAGCGCCUCGAAAACACCAACUACGCCAUCGUUGUCGGCAAGAGCCUCAAGUUCUCGCUUGUCGGCGUCGGCGGUCAGGACAUUGAGGACGGCAACAAGACCCUGACGCUUGCCCUCGUUUGGCAGAUGAUGCGCUUCCACGUGCUCUCCAUCCUCAAGUCCAUCUCCAAGGACGGCCGCGACAUUUCCGAAGACGAGAUGGUCGCCUGGGCCAACAACACUGUCAAGAAGGGCGGCCGCGACUCGGUCAUGGACUCGUUCAAGGACCCCAAGCUUGCCAGCAGCAUCUUCUUCCUCGACCUCAUGAACGGCAUCAAGAAGGGCAUUGUCAACUACGACAUUGUCGCCGCCGGCUCCGACGAUGCCGAGCGCAAGUCCAACGCCAAGUACUCCAUCUCCAUUGCUCGCAAGCUCGGCGCCUGCAUCUUUGUUCUUCCCGAGGACAUUAUGGAAGUCAAGCCCAAGAUGAUUCUGACCUUUGUUGGUGCAUUGAUGCACGUUGCUCUUGCUGGCAGCCAGUAAACCCCAGCAAGCAACCAAGAUCAAAAAUUAUCAGUCAAAAACGUCAAGGUUUUGCAUGUUUGCUUGUGCCUUUGAACGCGCUGUGUGUUUGGUUAUUUCCCCAUGUGUGUAGUUUUACAGAUUAUUCAUCCUCUGCAACCCCAAUGUCUUCUUUCCAUUUGUUUCAUGAGCAGAGUUGAGAUACUAACACAAACACCAAAACGCAA